GCCAAACAAAACGCGUGCGGUGAACAACAAAGCGGCUGUGUGCAUUGUAUAUGUAUAUAUAUAUAUAUUUAUAUAUAUUUACCGUUAGUAGAUUUCAAUUAUUUGAAUUUGAAAAUCAAACGUUACUGUUAUUUUGUGAGAAGCCAUGGCAAAUUGGAAUGCGCUGCUGUUGAACCUCAUUCUGCUAAUUUUUGCGUUUGUCGCACACACAUCAAGCACAGUUCAGCCAAAAGCACCCAAUUUCCAAUAUUUUGAGAGGCCCAAAUAUCGUUAUCCAUACUAUGAUGAAAAUGGCAAAGGAAAACUGCUUUAUGGCUAUGGCGGACCUGAAUUAUAUCAAUACAAAACCUACACUCCGCUGGAAGGCAUACAUUAAUCUAAGUUUACAUGUUAAUUAAAUUAUGUUUUUUAAUUUAUGUAUUUUAUGUUGACCUGGGUAAAAUGAACAAAGUGGCCAGUGCUAUUUUUAAGUUGAAUUACUAGUUACCUAUAUCAAAUAAUACUAAUUACAAACAUCUUAUAGCUGAAUGCAUUUUUCAAAUAAAAUAAAUGCGCGCCAAGCGGCACGUUUAAUACUAAUAAA
Drosophila innubila is the source of this 583-nucleotide messenger RNA. RefSeq lists its product as uncharacterized. The transcript has 3 exons. NCBI's taxonomy places the organism in Eukaryota, Metazoa, Arthropoda, Insecta, Diptera, Drosophilidae. The record is from RefSeq and is a predicted model, not a curated record. The coding region runs from base 146 to 376 and encodes 76 amino acids.